Morus notabilis is the source of this 1774-nucleotide messenger RNA. RefSeq names its product UDP-D-xylose:L-fucose alpha-1,3-D-xylosyltransferase MGP4. Gene Ontology annotation, molecular function: glycosyltransferase activity. The transcript has 4 exons. The record is from RefSeq and is a predicted model, not a curated record. Bases 225 to 1304 code for a protein of 359 amino acids. Lineage: Eukaryota; Viridiplantae; Streptophyta; Magnoliopsida; Rosales; Moraceae. Gene Ontology annotation, cellular component: Golgi apparatus.
UGCCUCCUGUGUCCUUUCCUCCUGUUCCUGUAAAUUAUUAUGAACCGUUUGAUCUACUGACUGUUAAGCACUGAACUUUACACCGACUCAUCCCUCCAGAUCCCGAUCUCAAAUCCUCCAAAAAUUUCUUUACUCCUCUUCGCUCCAAAAUUUCUACUAAUCUUCAAUUGUUGAUCCAAUCAAGAUUCUAUUCCCGAGUUCCUUGUUCGUUCAAUCAACGAACAAUGUCGUCGUUCUUGCACCAGAGACCCAUCCACAACCCGCUCUCGAACCCGUACCCACUCUCCCCUCGCUCCUCCUCGUCUUCUCAGAGAUCCUUCUCUCUCUUCAGCCCCACGGCGCUUCUGCUCCUCCUCUCUCUCCUCGUCCUCCUCGGCGUCUUCCUCCCGUGGGCCGGCGUGCCGGACGGCAUCUUCUCCUCCGUCAAGCCCUCCAUCACCAAGUGGCGCCACUACACGCUGUCCCAGGCGGCGUCGUUCGUGGCCAGGAACGGGAACGGCACCGUCAUCGUCUGCGCCGUCAGCCAGCCCUACCUCCCUUUUCUCAGCAACUGGCUCAUCAGCAUUUCCAGGCAGAAGCAUCAGGAUAAGGUUCUUGUCAUCGCUGAGGAUUACGCCACGCUCUAUAAGGUUAAUGAACUCUGGCCCGGCCAUGCCGUGCUUGUUCCUCCCGCUCCCGAAUCCCAAACAGCUCAUAAGUUUGGUUCUCAGGGAUUCUUCAAUUUUACUUCCCGAAGGCCGCGCCACUUACUGCAGAUUUUGGAGCUUGGCUACAACGUUAUGUACAAUGAUGUUGAUAUGGUCUGGUUGGCUGAUCCAUUUCCUUAUUUGGAAGGGAACCAUGAUGUUUACUUUACAGAUGAUAUGGCUCAGGUAAAACCUUUGAAUCAUUCUCAUGAAUUGCCACCACCUGGGAAGAAAGGACGCACUUAUAUAUGCAGCUGCAUGAUUUUUCUACGCCCCACAAACGGAGCAAAGUUAGUAAUGAAGAAGUGGAUUGAGGAGAUGCAAGAACAGCCGUGGUCCAAAACAAAGAAAUCAAAUGAUCAGCCUGCUUUCAACUGGGCAUUAAACAAAACGGCUGGAGAGGUGGGUCUUUACCUGCUUCCGCAGGCAGCAUUUCCGACAGGAGGUUUAUACUUCAAGAACAAGACUUGGGUGCAAGAAACUAAAAGCAUGCAUGUCAUAAUCCAUAACAACUACAUUACAGGUUUUGAGAAGAAGAUAAAGCGAUUCCGUGAAUAUGGCCUCUGGUUGGUAGAGGAUCAUGCAGAUGAGUCUCCCCUGGGCAGAUUAGGAGACUGAACAACGUGUAAUACCCAUUUCUGUACACGAAAUCCUUUGGAAGAAGGCCUGCAUCAGAAUGGUUGUUACUGAUCUGCUAGGCCUCCCUGUGUUCCUGUCCGAUGGCUGCUCGAGUGGAUUUUAUGCAAGGAUACCGCUGCCAUAUGACACCACAACACCGAAGGUGUCAUCACAAAAUGGAAAUGAAAGACAACCAUAAAAAGAACGGAUUUUUUUUUUUCUAGAAUUUUGUUAUACAAUUUUUUUCAAGGUCCAAGUUCCCGGUUCCCCUUAGAAGCUAUCCAAGUUAGGUGUACUCGUCAUGGUGAUUCCUUGUUCAUUCGUCGAUAAUUUUUCCUUUUUCAACUUUGUUUCGAUUUUUUCCGAAGCUUUAUUUGGAAAUGGGGGUUCCCGAGCUAUACAUGGUGUAAACUUAUACAUUAUAGCUUAUUAUGUGUUAACCACAAAUCCACAAUAUGGGAUUUUACUUA